Lentinula edodes (shiitake mushroom) is the source of this 522-nucleotide messenger RNA. RefSeq lists its product as uncharacterized. The record is from RefSeq and is a predicted model, not a curated record. The transcript has 3 exons. Gene Ontology annotation, molecular function: structural constituent of ribosome. Lineage: Eukaryota; Fungi; Basidiomycota; Agaricomycetes; Agaricales; Omphalotaceae. Gene Ontology annotation, biological process: cytoplasmic translational elongation. Bases 159 to 341 code for a protein of 60 amino acids. Gene Ontology annotation, cellular component: cytosolic large ribosomal subunit.
CGUGAAGCAGCAGGGAACAACUUGCCAACCUCUGCCAACGGAUCCGGGAGAUUGAGUCAAGAAACACUCUAGCGAACAACUUAGUAUUGGUAUCGACUUCGCAUGACUCGGUAGUAGAAGAUAAGUCUCAGGUGUAUUUUUUUUGAUUCAUUCAAACCAUGCUAGAAAUGCGUUACAUCGCAGCCUAUCUCCUCCUUCAGUUGGGUGGAAACUCCUCCCCUUCCGCCUCCGAAAUCAAGCAGCUCCUCUCCGUGGUUGGCAUCGAGGCAGAGCACGACCCCUUUCCGGGGUUCAAGGGAAAGAUCUUCAAGAACUCAUUGCUGAGGUCUCCACUAAGUUGAGUUGGGUUGCUUCUGGAGCAGGAGGUGCUGGCGCUGCUUUUGCAGCAAGUAAUGCAAUUAAUGGUACGCAGGAGGAAGGAGAGGUAGAGGUGUUUGAUGAAGAGAUGCCAAUUUGUCUCUUCGAUUAGUACUAAAUUGGGGUUGUACUAUUGGUCGCGAUAAUGAUAUGUUGCUCCUCUAU